Trichomycterus rosablanca is the source of this 4295-nucleotide messenger RNA. RefSeq names its product STAG2 cohesin complex component b (gene stag2b). The coding region runs from base 256 to 4104 and encodes 1282 amino acids. The record is from RefSeq and is a predicted model, not a curated record. Gene Ontology annotation, molecular function: chromatin binding. Gene Ontology annotation, biological process: sister chromatid cohesion. NCBI's taxonomy places the organism in Eukaryota, Metazoa, Chordata, Actinopteri, Siluriformes, Trichomycteridae. Gene Ontology annotation, cellular component: cohesin complex; nucleus; chromatin. The transcript has 33 exons.
AUCCGGACAGAGCGGGCUGAGUGAGAGGAAAGCCCCGCGCCCCUGACCGCCACUUUCAAACCCACAUCCAUGAAUCCGUGUCGGAUCUGCGCGCACUACAGCUUUCAGCCCGAGCAGCGAGCCAGGAGCUUCAGCGGGACCCCCUGAUCCGGCCCUGCCAGCUCUUAUGAACCUCAGAAGGUUCCAUCAGCUGUUCGUGGUUCUGACUGAGGAGGAACAGUGACAUGGUGAGGUGCUCCAGAAGAUGUUGAAGAAAUGAUAGCAGCACCAGAGUUCCAUCCGGAGUUUCAUUAUCCUCAGGACACAGACUCGCGCUUCUCCUCAGACACGGACUUUGAUGAUUUCGAGGGGAGAAAUGUUCCUCAGGGAAAAGGGAAGAAGGGUAAGAAGGCCCCAGGAGAGAAGGGGAAGGGAGGGAAGGGUGCUGGGCGUUUGAACGGGCAUCAUCAGGAGAAUGGCAUGGAGAACAUCAUGCUGUUUGAAGUGGUCAGGCUGGGGAAGAGUGCCAUGCAGUCUGUGGUGGACGACUGGAUCGAGUCCUACAAGCUGGAGAGAGACGCCUCGCUGAUCCACCUCAUCAACUUCUUCAUCCAGUGUUCAGGCUGUAAAGGUGCUGUGAGUGGUGAGAUGUUCCGUCACAUGCAGAACUCUGAGAUCAUCAGGAAGAUGACGGAGGAGUUUGAUGAGGACAGUGGAGAUUAUCCUCUCACCAUGGCUGGACCUCAGUGGAAGAAGUUCAGGAGCAGCUUCUGUGAGUUCAUCUCAGUACUGGUGCGCCAGUGUCAGUACAGCAUCAUCUAUGAUGAGUACAUGAUGGACACCAUCAUCUCGCUGCUCACCGGCCUGUCCGACUCUCAGGUUCGAGCCUUCAGGCACACCAGCACCCUCGCAGCGAUGAAGCUGAUGACGGCUCUGGUGAACGUGGCGCUGAAUCUCAGCAUCAACAUGGACAACACGCAGCGUCAGUACGAGGCCGAGAGGAACAAGGUGAUCGGCAAGAGGGCCAACGACCGCCUGGAGCUGCUCCUGCAGAAACGCAAGGAGCUCCAAGAGAAUCAGGAUGAAAUUGAGCACAUGAUGAACGCCAUUUUUAAAGGAGUGUUUAUACACAGAUACCGAGACGCCAUCUCAGAGAUCCGAGCGAUCUGUGUCGAGGAGAUCGGGAUCUGGAUGAAACUGUACAGCGAUGCUUUUCUCAACGACAGCUACCUGAAGUACGUGGGCUGGACCAUGCAUGACAAGCAAGGUGAGGUGAGACUGAAGUGUCUCACAGCUCUGCAGGGUCUCUACCACAACCGGGAGCUCAACACCAAACUGGAGCUCUUCACCAGUCGCUUCAAGGACCGUAUCGUUUCCAUGACGCUGGAUAAGGAGUACGAUGUCGCUGUGCAGGCAAUCAAGCUGCUGACGCUUGUGCUGCAUAGCAGUGAUGAAGUGCUGACGGCGGAGGACUGUGAGAGCGUUUAUCACCUGGUUUACUCCGCCCACCGACCCGUCGCCAUCGCCGCCGGAGAGUUCCUGUAUAAAAAACUCUUCAGUCAUCAGAACCUGGAGGACGACGGCACGCCGAGGAGACGCGGGAGGCAGAGCCUGAACGCCAACCUGAUGAAGACCACCGUGUUCUUCUUCCUGGAGAGCGAGCUGCACGAACACGCGGCGUACCUGGUGGACAGCCUGUGGGACUGCGCGUCCGAGCUGCUGAAGGACUGGGAGAGCAUGGUCAGCCUCCUGCUGGACGAGCCGCUGGCCGGAGAGGAAGCCCUGACAGACAGGCAGGAGACGGCGCUGAUCGAGAUCAUGCUCUGUACCAUUCGCCAGGCGGCCGAGUGCCACCCUCCUGUGGGCAGAGGCACCGGCAAGAGGGUGUUGACGGCGAAGGAGAAGAAGACGCAGCUGGAUGACCGGACGCGCCUGACGGAACUGUUCACCGUGGCUCUGCCAGCGUUACUAACAAAGUACUCCGUGGACGCAGAGAAGCUGACCAACCUGCUUCAGCUGCCGCAGCACUUUGAUCUGGAGAUCUACACCACAGGCCGGCUGGAGAAGCACCUGGAGGCGCUGCUGAGGCAGAUCAGGGAGAUCGUACUGAAGCACACGGACGCCGACGUGCUGGAGGUCUGCUCCAGGACCUGCCACGCCCUCAGCAACGACGAGUUCACCAUCUACAACAGGGUGGACGUGGCCCGCAGCCAGCUCAUGGACGAACUGGUGGACAAGUUCAACCGGCUGCUGGAGGACUUCCUACAGGAGGGUGAGGACCUGGAUGAAGACGACGCUUAUCAGGUUCUGUCCACAUUAAAGAGGAUCACCGCCUUCCACAACGCUCACGACCUGUCGAAGUGGGAUCUGUUCACCAGUCUGUACCGCUUACUGAACACCGGGGUGGAGAACGGGGACACGCCCGAGCAGAUCGUGGUCCAGGCGCUGCAGUGUACGCACUACGUCCUGCUCUGGCAUCUAGCCAAGGUGUCUGAGGGGGGCGGCAGGAAGGAGGACGUGGUGAUGUUGAGGAAGCAGAUGCGAGCAUUCUGCCUCAUGUGCCAGCGUUAUUUAUCCAGUAUCAACACGCCAGUGAAGGAGCAGGCCUUCACCAUCCUGUGUGACCUGCUACUGAUCUUCAGUCAUCAGAUGGUCUCUGGUGGUCGGGAGCUUCUGGAGCCGCUGAUCUUCUCACCGGAUGCGUCGCUGCAGUCAGACCUGCUCAGCUUCAUCCUGGACCACGUCUUCAUCGAGCAGGACGAGGACAGCGCCGCAGACGAUCCUCAGGAGGACGAAGCCAAUAAAAUCGAAGCUCUACACCGGAGGCGUAACCUCCUCGCCGCCUACUGCAAACUCAUCAUCUACAACGUGGUGGACAUGAGGACGGGCGCCGAUAUCUUUAAGCAGUACAUGAGGUAUUAUAACGAUUACGGCGACAUCAUCAAGGAAACCAUGAGCAAGACACGUCAGAUCGACAAGAUCCAGUGUGCAAAGACGCUCGUCCUGAGCCUGCAGCAGCUGUUUAUGGAGAUGCUGUCGGAGCUGGGUCCCGGGUUCGACCGCUCCUCGUCGCUCUUCUGUGGGAUUAAAGAACUCGCCCGUCGCUUCUCGCUGACCUUCGGCCUGGAUCAGAUCAAGACCAGGGAGGCCAUCGCCAUGCUGCACAAGGACGGGAUCGAGUUCGCCUUCAAAGAGCCGAGCCCUCAGGGAGAGGCGUAUCCUCCUGUCAACCUGGCCUUCCUGGACAUCCUGAGCGAGUUCUCCUCCAAGCUCAUGAGACAGGACAAGCGCACAGUGCACAUGUACCUGGAGCGCUUCAUGAGCUUUCAGAUGGCCCUGCAGAGGGACGACUGCUGGCUGCCGCUCAUCACCUACAGGAACUCGCUGCAGACGGGCGCAGACGACGACGCCAUGUCCGUGGUGAGCGGCGUCAGCAGUCGCGGCUCCGCCCGCAGCAGGAAACCCAAACCCGCCACGCCCAAGAGGAAACUUCCCGAAGCGGAGGAGAGCAUCGGCGGCGGUGGCGGCGGUGCGGAGGCGUGGCUGAACCGCGAGCAGAGCGUACAGACCCCCGUCAUGAUGCCUUCACCGCACCUCACGUCCACCCUGAUGAGGGAGCCCAAGCGGACGCGAGCCGAGGAGGCGUACAUGAGCGUGUACACGCACCCCUCCGAACAGCACCCACAGCACCUCCCACACCCACACACCCCCCAGCCACACCACCAGCACCUCCACCCACAGCACGCCGCGCUGGACUACAACACGCAGGUCACGUGGAUGCUGGCGCAGCGGCAGCAGCAGGAGGAAGCGGCGCGGCAGCAGCAUGAGAGAGCCAUGAACUACGCCAAACUGAGGAGCAACCUGCAGCACGCCAUCCGUCGGGGAUCGGGCCUGAUGGAGGACGACGAGGAGCCCAUCGUAGAGGACGUGAUGAUGUCAUCAGAGGGUCGCAUCGAGGAUCUGAACGAGGGCAUGGACUUUGACACCAUGGAGAUCGACCUGCCAGCAUCGAAGAAUCGGCGAGAGAGGACGGAACUGAAGCCGGACUUUUUCGAUCCCUCCGCCAUCAUGGACGAGUCGGUUAGAUCCACUCACUUCCUGGGUUACGACGCCUUUCAGCGGUAACACGUGAGUGGGCGGAGCAGUGGGCGGAGCAGUGGGCGUGACUCUUACAGGACUGGUUUCCAGUAACCGCGGCGCUCCACGGUUUAUUGUACUGUGGGAGAUGAGCGUCCUGGGCGUGUAAAAUCCUCUGUAACUGAUGCAGCGUUUAUUAUCACGGACGCUCAGAAUGAAAAUAAAUCUUUUAUAUUUCA